This is a messenger RNA of Carlito syrichta (Philippine tarsier), 1080 nucleotides long. RefSeq names its product matrix AAA peptidase interacting protein 1 (gene MAIP1). The record is from RefSeq and is a predicted model, not a curated record. Gene Ontology annotation, molecular function: ribosome binding. NCBI's taxonomy places the organism in Eukaryota, Metazoa, Chordata, Mammalia, Primates, Tarsiidae. Gene Ontology annotation, cellular component: mitochondrial inner membrane. Gene Ontology annotation, biological process: inner mitochondrial membrane organization; protein insertion into mitochondrial inner membrane from matrix. The transcript has 5 exons. Bases 20 to 886 code for a protein of 288 amino acids.
GGGGUGAAAGGUCGUUAAGAUGGCGCUGGCCGUUCGUCUGCGCCCCCAGUCUCUGCUCUCUCGAUCGCUGCCCGGCGGGGCCGUCCGACUCCGGGCUCCCGGUGCCGCCGAGGGGAGGUUGCCGUUGGCCGGACUCUGCUACUUCUGCCGCUGCCGCCUCGGCGCGGGAGCCGCCCCGUUUUCCCGAAGCUCUUGGGCCUUGGCGCCACCUGCCCGGGGUCCCCGGCGGCCCGUGCUCAGCCCUCCGGGGCUCCCCGCAGCCCUCGCUCCUUUUCCUGCCCGCCCUCGGCGCAGCUACAGCACGGAGGAGCAGCCCCAGCCACGCCAGAAAACCAAGAUGAUCAUUCUGGGAUUCUCCAACCCCUUCAACUGGGUUCGGACUCGCAUUUACGCCUUCCUUAUCUGGGCCUAUUUCGACAGAGAGUUCAGCGUCGCGGAGUUCUCUGAGGGCGCGAAGCAGGCUUUUGCUCAUGUAUCAAAGUUGCUGUCACAGUGUAAGUUUGAUCUAUUGGAAGAACUUGUGGCCAAAGAGGUGCUACAUGUAUUGAAAGGAAAGGUUACCUCCCUACCUGACGCUCAUAAAAAUGCCCUUGCUGCUGACAUAGAUGAUAUUGUAUAUACAUCAACAGGAGACAUCUCCAUUUACUAUGAUGAGAAAGGAAGGAAGUUUGUUAACAUCCUGAUAUGCUUUUGGUAUCUAACCAGUGCCAAUAUCCCCAGCGACACUUUAAGAGGAGCCAGUGUAUUCCAGGUUAAAUUGGGGGAUCAGAAUGUGGAAACUAAACAACUUCUUAGUGCAAGCUAUGAAUUUCAGAGGGAGUUUACACAAGGAGUAAAACCUGACUGGACCAUUGCACGGAUUGAACACUCCAAGUUGUUAGAAUAAUCUUUCUUGGAAAAAUCAACUUAUGGACUUUUAGCAAUUGCUGUGAAAAACUAAGGAAGAAAAAUUUUUGGAUCAUUUGAUUUUCACUUAAUCAAGUCUGUAAAUUACUUUAUGUUAUUUUGAAAUACUCCUUGCAGUAUAUUAACAUGUUAUAAUAAAGCAUUUUCCACAGAUUGUUAUCACCUUCUUUAAAA